This is a messenger RNA of Manduca sexta (tobacco hornworm), 2650 nucleotides long. It is a transcript of the gene Mmp1, whose product is annotated as matrix metalloproteinase-2. Bases 475 to 2157 code for a protein of 560 amino acids. Lineage: Eukaryota; Metazoa; Arthropoda; Insecta; Lepidoptera; Sphingidae. The record is from RefSeq and is a predicted model, not a curated record. Gene Ontology annotation, molecular function: metalloendopeptidase activity; zinc ion binding. The transcript has 14 exons. Gene Ontology annotation, cellular component: extracellular matrix. Gene Ontology annotation, biological process: collagen catabolic process; extracellular matrix organization; proteolysis.
GCGGCGCACACUCAUCCAAACUCGCGGACUGCGGUAGGUCGUGUCACGCGGUGGCGCCACGAUCGCAGUCGUUUUCGCUGUUAACCGCGCGAACUCACACAUUUUCUUUGAAAUUUCGUGUAUUUGCAAAGAAAAAAGUGAAUUAAGCGGGACAUUCGGUGACUUAAGAGUGCCCUGUGAUUGUUUUUUACACACAAAGAGACUCUAUUUUUUAUCAAUUUUUUUAUCAUUCGGUAGUAAUAGAGCCAGGAACGUGAACGCACUUGUGAAACGAAAUCCCAACACUUCAAGAGUAAAGGAUUGUAUGAACUGCGUUUUGGACAUAUCCUAUACAUAUCACACGGUGGCGAAGAACGACAUCAAUGUAAAAUAAUACAUAUAUUUUUAACCAGUUGGUUAAUAGAUAUACACGUAGACAAGUGAUGAGUAAAGAUUCCGUCCUUAAGAUAUUUUUAUAGUCGUUUAAGAAGUCAAAUGAGAAUUAACAAUAACGUACGUAGAACCGGAGUAAUGGCGGUCAAUAUGAGGAAUAGUUUAAGGAUACUCUGGACGACGGUUGCUGCGUUCGUGUUCCUGACGCGGAGCAGCGCCGCCCCGACCUUCGGCGGACCCGAUAAAGCCACGAUGUACCUCGCUCAAUAUGGUUACUUAAGUCCACAAGUUCGGAACCCAUCCAGCGGGCACAUUAUGGAUGAGAGCUCGUGGCGACGCGCUAUUGCAGAAUUUCAAAGCUUCGCUGGUCUUAACGCAACAGGUGAACUGGAUGAGGAAACAUCGAAAGUAAUGUCAUUGCCGAGGUGUGGUGUGAAAGACAAAGUUGGUUUCGGAGAGAGUCGUGCCAAACGAUACGCGCUACAGGGAUCAAGAUGGCGUGUAAAGAACUUGACGUACAAGAUCUCGAAGUACCCCUCAAAACUGAACCACGCCGAAGUCGACGCCGAACUUGCCAAGGCUUUCUCCGUGUGGACCGACUACACCGACCUCACCUUCACACAGAAGAGAAGCGGACAAGUUCACAUCGAAAUCAGAUUCGAAAAAGGAGAGCACGGUGACGGCGAUCCUUUCGACGGACCCGGUGGCACCCUCGCUCAUGCCUAUUUUCCUGUGUAUGGAGGCGACGCGCACUUCGACGACGCUGAGAUGUGGUCCAUCAACUCCAGGAGAGGGACUAAUCUCUUCCAGGUGGCGGCGCACGAGUUUGGUCACUCGCUGGGUCUGUCACACAGCGACGUCCGCUCGGCUCUCAUGGCGCCGUUCUACCGUGGCUUCGACCCCGCUUUCCAACUCGACCAGGACGACAUUCAAGGCAUACAGGCUCUGUACGGACACAAGACGCAGACUGACAUAGGUGGAGGUAGUGUGGGUGGCGGCGGGCUAGUGCCAUCGGUGCCACGUGCCACCACGCAACAGCCCUCGGCGGAAGACCCCGCGCUCUGCGCCGACCCCAGAAUCGACACCAUCUUCAACGGCGCUGACGGCUCUACAUUUGUGUUCAAAGGCGAGCACUACUGGCGGCUAACCGAGGACGGAGUGGCGGCCGGCUACCCACGGCUUAUCUCGCGUGCAUGGCCCAACUUGCCCGGCAAUAUCGACGCCGCCUUCACCUACAAAAAUGGCAAGACCUAUUUCUUCAAGGGCUCCAAGUACUGGCGCUACAAUGGUCAGAAAAUGGACGGGGACUACCCCAAAGAGAUCAGUGAAGGUUUCACCGGAAUCCCGGACAACAUCGACGCGGCUCUCGUAUGGUCCGGCAACGGCAAGAUCUAUUUCUACAAGGGCUCGAAAUUCUGGCGGUUCGACCCAGCGCAGCGCCCCCCCGUCAAGGCCACCUACCCCAAGCCCCUCUCCAACUGGGACGGCAUCCCGGACAACAUCGAUGCCGCGUUACAGUACACUAAUGGAUACACAUACUUCUUCAAAGGAGGCUCUUACUGGCGGUUCAAUGACAGGACUUUCAGUGUAGAUGCAGACAACCCUCAGUUCCCUCGCUCCACGGCGUUCUGGUGGCUAGGAUGCAGCAACGCUCCACGCGGCACCGUCGGAGGUAAUGCGCGGCUCACUGACGUAUCUGCCGCCGAGGACGACGUCGGCGACAUAACCUUCGACGCAGGUGUAAAAUCAACCGCUCCCAGAUCAUUCUUCUGGUUCAGGAAGUAACCGAUGCAGUUCCUGAACAUUGUACAUAUUAAAGAACAAAGACUCAAUUAGUUACAUAUAGAUAAGAGUACCAGUGAGAUUAUGAAGGAUAAGCGGUGAUUUUAGUACCGGCGAGCUUUUCACCCGCGGCCUUUGUCAACGUUCAGUCGGACGGAGCCCGUCUCUAGUAUGUCGUUCGCAUGUGGCUCUCGGCCGCUUCAUAUAUUAAGGAGGGCUCGACUCCUCCGCCGCGACACCAAUCACCCGCAUCUGUAGGUUUAUUUUGUUUUCAUAUUGUUUUUUUCGCAGUGAACUCCAUUAUCAGUACUAAUAUUUUAUGCAGCUUUGAUGUUUAAUUUUUAAAGGUACUUGGGCCAAUUCAUUUACAUUAUUUUCAUAGUUUUCCGUUACCAAUUUCAUAUGGCACUCGUAAUUGUUAUUAUAAAAAUAUCAUGUCAAUAAGGCACGUAAUUCACGUCUGCACUGUUGCACAAAGUGCUCACCGUUCGCUUGU